AUGCGGAUUUAUCUUUCGUUGUCCCAAUUUCUCCAGUUAUCCCUAAUCGUGAUUCCGCUUGGAGCAUCCGAAAAAACUAUUACAUUUCCGUGGGUGGGAUAUGGUGAUGACUACUUCCAUGGCUACGAGGGCCGAGUCGUUGGUUCAAGCGGCGACAAAACAUCGUACACAAUCAAUUGCCCACCAACCGCCACAUCCUGUUAUAAGUUUUCUACCCCUAUGACUUUUGUUCUCCAACCGAACGCCUACCAUAUCGAAUGGGAUCAGGGGUACUCUUACACGAGCUCUUGGUGCUCUUUCACUGGUAGUCCAACUCCAACGACUGCGGCUUGCUUCUACAGCCAGUCAUAUGAGUUGCGUUCAACCACUGUGACAAGAGAGUUAUCAUACAACGUUCCGGGCCCUUCGGUGUAUUACGUUAUUCAUACUGCCUCCAUGAUAGUUGGAGGCAGUGACGCACCAACUAGUACUGGCACUCGGACUGCGACUACGAGUAGUUCUGCGAGUGAAGUUUCGGGAAUUGGCACCUCGGACAUGACAUCCAAAGUUCCGAGUUCCAGUACCGAUGCUGCGCCCACUACAACAUCUGUUCCACUCACUACAACACCUGCUGCACCGACUACAACAUCUGGAAAUCUUGCUCCUCAGACACCCGCACCCUUGAUACUGGUCGGUGGACUACUUGCGGGAGCUCUGCUGCUGUAA
Penicillium concentricum is the source of this 705-nucleotide messenger RNA. RefSeq lists its product as uncharacterized. The record is from RefSeq and is a predicted model, not a curated record. The coding region runs from base 1 to 705 and encodes 234 amino acids. NCBI's taxonomy places the organism in Eukaryota, Fungi, Ascomycota, Eurotiomycetes, Eurotiales, Aspergillaceae. The transcript is spliced from 5 exons.